CAGGGCGGCACCGUCAGAUGACAAACGGUGUUUAACAUGGAGUAACAAGUGUGUGGAUGUGGUGAAGAGUCAGGUGAGCUCCAGGAAGCCAACAAUGACAAAGUGAGUCCUGUCAAUGGCAAAACGGGUCCUCUCAGAUGCUCUGGACGAGCCCGGGGAUGACGACUCGAAGCGCUUCAAGUGGAACCCCCUUAAAGAUUUAUCAGUCAUCCCAAAGAACCAGCUGGAGAAUGCAAACACACCAACAGAUUGAAGUGGGAAGCAGGAGCCUCACCACCCAGUAUGGAAGCGUCGUCUACAUGCCUCAGCUGAGCAAUGUUCAUGCAAACCAGAUCAAUUUCACUGUCGCCAACACGCCUGUGGACGUCAGUGAUGUUGGAGAAGCUUCAGCAUCCUCUUCUCAGUCUGAAGACCUGAUUGUUCCAGUGCCAAAGAACCGACACAUCUCAUUCUACCAAGAACUGCUUCAAUCAUACCUCCAUGAUAAGUUCAUGUGUGCACAAGAAGGGUUGAUGGAAAAGACGGAUGAGCAGCGUCUGGAUGAUAUCUACACAGAGCUGUACAUCACAGCUGGAGGUGAUGUACACAUCAACACACAGCAUGAGGUCACACAGAUUGAGGCAAAGAGGAAGCCAGCAGAUAAAGAGAAAACAAUCAAACCUAGUGAUAUGUUCAAACCCCCCUCUGGAAGAUACAGGCCUACAAGAACAGUGCUGACCAGUGGAACUGCAGGAAUUGGAAAAACAUUUCUUGUGCACAAGUUUGUGUUGGACUGGACUGAAGGAAGAACCAAUCAAGAUGUGCAUCUUGUUUUCCCCUUCACCUUCCGCCAGCUGAAUUUAUGGAAAAGAGAGAAGUUGUGUUUGGCAGAGCUCAUUCAUAAACGUAUCAGGGAGACCAAAGACAUCACGAGAGAAGCUCUUAAUUACAUCUUUACAACUCUGCAGUCAUCAGGAAACACCAACUUUGACAAGAGCAGGUUCAAACUUCUCUUUGUGUUGGAUGGACUGGAUGAGAGCCGCCUUCAACUGGACUGUUCUAAUAAUGAAAACCAGGAGGCAGACUUUGAUGUGACAGACUUUGAUGUGACAGAGUCGAUCCCGGUGGAUGUUCUGGUAACAAACCUCAUCAAGAAGAAUCUGCUUCCCUCUGCUCGCCUCUGGAUAACCACACGACCUGCAGCAGCCAAUCAGAUCCAUUCUGAUUUUGUGGACAUCAUGACAGAGGUUAGAGGAUUCACUGACCAGCAGAAGGAGGAGUACUUCAGGAAGAGAUACAGAGAUGAGGAGCAGGCCAACAGAAUCGUCUCCCACAUCAAGAAAUCACGAAGCCUCCACAUCAUGUGCCACAUCCCAGUCUUCUGCUGGAUCACUGCUACAGUUCUGAAGACCAGAGAGGAAGGAGAGCUGCCCAAGACCCUGACUGAGAUGUACACAGGGUUCUAGAAGUUUCAGGUUCAUCAGAUCAAAAAGAAGUACGGCCAAAAAAAGUGCCUUCACUACGUUAAAUCAUUAGCAAAACUGGCUUUCCACCAACUGGAAAAGGGCAACCUGAUCUUCUACGAGAGAGAUCUCAAAGAGAGUGGCAUUGAUGUCAGUGGAGCCUCGGUGUGCUCAGGAGUGUUCACAGAGAUCUUCAAAGAGGAACGUGGGAGGAAGAAAGAUGAAGACAAGAUGUUCAGCUUUGUACAUCUGAGUGUUCAGGAGUUUCUGGCUGCUCUUCAUGUCCACCUGACCUUCAUCAACUCUGGUGUCAAUCUGAUGGCAGAAGAACAAACAACUUCCUGGUGGUGGCUUCCAUUCAGAGAAAAGCCUGUACUAAUACCAUUCUACCAGAGUGCUGUGGACAAGGCCUUAAAGAAUCUAAAUGGACACCUGGAUUUGUUCCUCCGCUUCCUCCUGGGUCUUUCACUGGAGACCAAUCAGAGUGUCCUACGAGGUCUGGUGGCACAAACAGGAAGUAGCUCAGAGACCAAUCAGGAAACAGUCCAGUACAUCAAGAAGAAGAUCAGUGAGAAUCUGUCUCCAGAGCAAAGCAUCAAUCUGAUCCACUGUCUGAACGAGCUGAAGGAUCGUUCUCUAGUGGAGCAGAUCCAACAGUACCUGAGUUCAGGAAGUCUCUCCACAGAUAAAGUGUCCCACACUCAGUGGUCAGCUCUCGUCUUCAUCUUAUUGUCAUCAGAGGAAUAUCUGGACGUGUUUGACCUGAAGAAAUACUUCCCUUCAGAGGAGAUGUUGCUGAGGCUGCUGCCAGUGGUCAAAGCCUCUAACAAAGCUCUACUGAGUUGCUGUAACCUCUCAAUGGCAAGUUGUAUGGCUCUGUCCUCAGUUUGCCUGUUCUCCAGUGUGAAAGUGGUGGACCUGAGUUACAACAACCUGCAGGAUUCAGGGGUGAAGCUGCUCUUUGAUGGACUUAAGAGUUCAGACUGUACACUCAAGACUCUCAGGCUGAGUGGCUGUAAUCUGUCAGAGAGAAGCUGUGAAGCCUUGUCCUCAGUUCUCAGAUGUCGGUCCUCUACUCUGACAGUGCUGGACCUGAGUAACAACAACCUGCAGGAUUCAGGAGUGAAGCUGCUCUCUGCUGGACUACAGAGUCCACACUGUACACUGGAGACUCUCAGGUUGAGUCAGACGAGGCUUACAGAAAAAUGCUGUCAGGAGUUCUCAUCAGUUCUCACCUUCCAGUCCUGUAUUCACAAAGAGCUGGACCUGAGUGACAACAACCUGCAGGAUUCAGGAGUGAUGAUGCUCUCUACUGGUCUGGAGAGUCCACACUGUACACUGGAGACUCUCAGGCUGUCAGGCUGUCUGAUCACAGAGGAAGGCUGUACCUCUCUGGCCUCAGCUCUGAGAUCCAACCCCUCCCAUCUGAGAGAGCUGGACCUGAGCUACAAUCAUCCAGGAGACUCAGGAGUGAAGCUGCUGAUGGAUGGACUGAAGGAUCCACACUGGAGACUGGACACUCUCAGGUUGGAACAUGGUGGAGAGCAGAGGCUGAAACCAGGUCUGAGGAAGUAUGCCUGUGAACUCACAGUGGACAUGAACACAGUAAACACACACCUCAAACUGUCCGACAACAACAGGACGGUGACAGCAGUGAGAACGAGGCAGCCAUAUCCUGAUCAUCUGGACAGAUUUGACUACUGGCCUCAGCUGCUGUGCACAGAUGGUCUGACUGGUCGCUGUUACUGGGAGGUGGAGUGGAGAGGAAGAGUUUAUGUAUCAGUGAGUUACAGAGGAAUCAGGAGGAAAGGAGACAGUCACGACUGCUGGUUUGUAGGGCAUGAUCAGUCCUGGAGUCUGUGGUGCUGUGAGGAUGAAGGUUAUUUUGUCUGUAGCAAUAAGAGAAGACUAACCCUCCCUUCCUCCUCCUCCUCCUCUUCCUCCUCUGUCUCUAACAGAGUAGCAGUGUAUGUGGACUGUCCUGCUGGCACUCUGUCCUUCUACAGAGUCUCCUCUGACUCACUGAUCCACCUCCACACCUUCAGCACCACCUUCACUGAGCCUCUUUACCCUGGCUUUGGGUUGUUAUCAUACAGUUCCUCAGUGUCUCUGUGUUCACUGCCUAACCUUUAUGCCCAGGCCAGAAAUCUUGGUUUCAUCUUUGAACAAAUGAACACAGUCGUGAAUCUGCGCUUUCACGAAACAGUUGGUAGCACAGCUUUCACAUCAAAAUGGAAGUGUGCCAUUAUCUAAUGUGUUGCAUUUUUAAGACCAUACGAAGGUCCCAGGUCAUGCCAGGUCAUGCUAACGGUAGCUAACGAGGCUCCAUUGACUUGCAUGUUAAGUAGCUAGCAGGCUAGCGAGGUAGCUGGCUUUGUUGGUGUAUUUUGCGGUCUAUGGUUUAAUUUAAAAAGUAAUAAAUCUGAAGUACGUCACACAUGAACUCUUUAAACACUAACCUGUUCAGAGUUUAACGUUAUGUUAUUGCCAACACAGCAGACUUUUUUUUUUUUUUACAUGUGUGCAGAGCAGACUGCUGCAGUAUAGGAAAAAUACACAGGACUAGUAUGAAUUAUGUGGUUCAUUCAGAAGUGUCAGAGGACUGAGCUGUUGUCCAUGUGCUUAUUAUGUUAAUCCCUGUGUUGUUUCUUGCACUCUCUGUAAAGAAAAUAAUGUGCUAUACAAAUAAAUUUGCUUUGCAUUGCAUUACCUUGCCUUUGUCUGACCACAAACAUAUGUUGGAUGUUUUGGUACAAACAAAUUACAGUGUUACAGUGACGUUGAGAAAUGGGUCUGUAUUUGUUACUCUUAUUUACAGCAGUUACAGAAAGUAUGGCCAAACAAUAUUUUUCCAUGCUUGAAAUUACUUAAACUAAAACACUAAUUUAGAUGGAGUGUGAUGAACAUCUUGAGUAUCAGUAUCUAAGAGAAGUGGAGCUGAGGCUUUGUCAAAUCCACCUCUGAGGUGGGAUCCAAAUAAUCCUGAAAUUUGGUAUCAAAUUGAUCCAGAUCUCUACCUUAAAGGGAAAUUCCAGUUUAUUUCAACCUGUCUCCUAUCGUCCUAAAUUUGUUUCAAG
Epinephelus lanceolatus (giant grouper) is the source of this 4519-nucleotide messenger RNA. The record is from RefSeq and is a predicted model, not a curated record. NCBI's taxonomy places the organism in Eukaryota, Metazoa, Chordata, Actinopteri, Perciformes, Serranidae.